GGAACUCACACACUCACUCAACCAAAAUCCAUUUGCUUAGUUUCUCUUUGUUCUCUCAUAAUUCUCAUGGCCUCAUCAUCAUCUUCUUCCUCUUCUCUAAACUUUACAGUGCGAAGGUGCGAACCAGAGCUGGUGCCUCCUGCUAUCCCCACUCCUCAUGAAGUUAAACUACUUUCAGACAUUGAUGAUCAAGAUGGUCUGCGUUUCCACGUUCCAAUGGUACAAAUUUAUCGAAAAAAAGAAUCAAUGGCAGAGAAAGACCCAGUUCAAGUGAUUCGACAAGCACUGUCACAAACACUUGUCUUCUAUUACCCAUUUGCGGGUAGGCUCAGAGAGGGGCCUCACCGCAAAUUGAUGGUGGAUUGCACCGGAGAAGGUGUCAUGUUCAUCGAGGCUGAUGCUGACGUCACACUCGAUCAGUUCGGCGAUUCUCUUCAGCCUCCAUUCCCAUGCUACCAAGAACUGCAAUACGAAGUUCCUGGCUCACAAGAAAUUACCAACACUCCCCUUCUACUUGUACAGGUGACUCGACUCAAGUGUGGUGGUUUCUUCUUAGCCAUCCGCCUUAACCACACGAUGUGUGACGGACCCGGUUACCAACAAUUCUUGAGCGCUUGGGCCGAAAUGGCUAGAGGUGCAACCAAACCUUCCAUUGCACCAGUGUGGCGUAGGGAGCUCCUAAUGGCAAGAGACCCACCUCGCAUCACAUGCAACCAUCGCGAAUACGAACAAGUUCCAGACACAGUCAAAGGAACCGUCACACCAAACCAAGAUGACAUGGUUCAGCGGUCGUUCUUCUUUGGACCCCUCGACAUAGCUGCACUUCGGCGCUUGAUUCCCCAACACCUUCGGCACUGCACCACAUUCGAUCUCAUCACAGCAUGUUUGUGGCGCUGUCGCACAAAAGCGCUGCAGAUAGAGGCAGACGAGGAUGUCCGCAUGAUGUGCGUAGUCAACGCACGUGGUCAGUUCAAUUCCCCACUACCCGUGGGUUACUACGGCAACGGUUUUGCAUAUCCGGCGGCGGUAACCACCGCAGGGAAGCUUUGCGGAAAGCCGUUUGGGUAUGCGGUGGAGCUGAUAAAUAAAGUGAAAGGUGAGAUGACAGAAGAGUACCUGCAAUCUGUUGCAGACCUGAUGGUGAUGAAGGGACGAUGCUUAUUCACCACUGUGAGGUCUUGUAUUGUGUCACAUUUGGCACGUUUUAACAUUAGAGAAGUGGAUUUUGGGUGGGGUGAGGGUGUGUAUGCUGGAGUCGCCCAAGCUGGGGGUGGGAGCUUUCCAGGCAUUUCGUUUUUCUGUUCUGCUAAGAAUGGAAAAGGAGAAGAAGGUAUAGUAUUUCCGAUUUGUUUACCUGCUGCAGCUAUGGAGAGGUUUUCCCAAGAGUUUAACCACAUGCUACGCAACAAAAACCAACCUCAAACCACUUCUGCUACUUUAAUAAUGUCUAACCUGUAAUCAUCUGUGUUUCGUGGAAUAAUUUAGCAGAUUCUAGAGGUAGAUAUAUAUUGUGUGAUGUCAUAAUGACGUAUUCUGAAGAACAUACAUUACAUUGGUGUGUUGUGAUAAAGAUCAAUGGUAUUUGUUCGGCACUGUACUAGGUUACAUGCUGAAUGAUCCGGAUAAAAAUAGGGUUAAAUAUUUUUUU
Vigna unguiculata (cowpea) is the source of this 1648-nucleotide messenger RNA. Its product is annotated as benzyl alcohol O-benzoyltransferase-like. Lineage: Eukaryota; Viridiplantae; Streptophyta; Magnoliopsida; Fabales; Fabaceae. The record is from RefSeq and is a predicted model, not a curated record.